UACCCCGCCCCGCGUGCCGGUCUAGUACAAGCAGCGGCAUGCGUUGUUAAAACUGGGGUUGUGCUACGAUCGUCGGAAACAAGGAUGCACGCUUGCAUGUGAAACCUCGGAGCGCCGUUUACCUUCUUGCUUUUUGACUGGCGCUUCGUAUUAAACCGAGAGCAUAUCCCAACGGCAGCUUGCAAGCUGCCGUUUUGUCUCACGGCUUCCGAUGCGAUAGUCGUUGCGCACCGCUUUGCGGCCUUUCCCUCCCUGCCUUCGCCACAUGAGCAAGUCAUGUGGCACGGCGGCGGAUACAUGCUCCGAUCAUGGCCUCUCGCCCCUUCGCCACUCCCGCCGCGUCUGUGCGCCGGUUCUACGAUAGCGACACUGGGCGAUACGUGACUUGGUCUGAAAGGAACCGAGUAUAUGUGGACGACCGGGGGCAGGUAGUACCGUCGGGGCGGGUCCGCGAAGUCGCGCCACAAACCACCCAGAAUGUCGGCGGUCGCGACGAAGCUUCGCGAUCCGCUCCGCGCCGCGCUGGAGACGAUCAACCACGCCAAGGCACCUCGAAUGACAAGGGAAAACAGCCUGCGCGACAGGAUGAACGACACAGCGAUCCACGCCAGCCGCCUGCAAACAGUGAAUCGCGGCGGGAGAGAAAUACUAACCAGUCCUCUCAGAAUGUUGUAAAGAGCAAAAGCGCCGGGAGGAAUGAGAAAGAGUCGUCAGGCCGUGAACGCAGUGGUCCUGAACAAGCAAAUCGACGUCCUUCUGAUGACAGAGUCGCCCGGCAGGCAGCUCAGUCGACCGGUCAGCAGCGGUCGGAUCAAGACUCCAGGAUAGGCAACGUCGUUUCCAGCAACACAGUUGCAUCGAAUAAUCCACAGCAACCAGUGGUUCGAUUUCAAUCUCCAAACACCGCCGCCGACUCUACUCGCACCCCUCUCUCAAGCAUCCUGUCCGGUGACAGUAGGCCGAGAGUGUUCACGGCAACGGAUCCGGUGACUGGUGCGAUCACUUACUGGGAAGUGACCGCCUAUCAACUCUCCGACAACACAACCGGCUCUCAACGCUCUUUCAAACGUAUUCGCGCAUCCAAUGGCAAUACUCCGCCAAACAGAACUAGAGGCCAACGGGAUGCUCGAACACUCGAGGCCAAUUUUGCUCCUGGCACGGUCGUCGAGGCCAAGGUAGUCACGCCGCCCCAUCCCGCUUUGUCCACUGUAACGCGCUUCACCCCUAUUCCCAACCCGAGUCAGAGCCUUUUGCGGUCGCGAUACUUUGUCAUCGUCGAGCAACGCCGAGACAGUUUCCUAGCCGUCGCCAUAAAAACAUACAGCUUCCAAGGGGUAGCCGCCGAAGGCGUCACCAAAGCUCAUCACGCGAUCAUCUACACGCAGAGCGGCAAACACAAGCAAAGAGGUCCCCACCCCGGUGGCCCUCCAGAACCGACCCCCGCAGAGAUGCCUAGGCAAUUGCCUGGAGGCCAUCUUGAGAGCGGCAUGCAAAACCCGCCCAUUCGGGUGAAACAAGUGGAUCUCACCAAAAAACUCGACCCAAUGUCUCGCGUUGAUUACACCGAUCGAUGGGAAUUCGACUACGGUGUUUCCCACAUCAGAGUAUGGGGACAAGUGCACAGGGAUUCUCGCGCCGAGUUUCGCCUGCAGUAUGAGGGCGUCUGGGCCGCAAUCUACCGCUCGGCGACAGGGCCUAUGCCUCCACUUCCAGGGAGCAUAACACUUCCGCUGAGGCAGUAUCCUGGCGGAGGCGCUGGAAUACACGAUCAACGAGGACCAGGCACAGGAAAGUCUGCACGAAGCAAUGCAGUCGCUGCGCCCUCGAGGGACCCUCGCACUUCAGCUCCUCGCACUCCAGCUGCUGCAGUCAGCGGUACUCCAGCCUUCCAAGUCCCGAUCCACGCGCGACCAAACUCAGGACCAAUCACGGAAAAGCAGUGCACCGCUCUCCUGCAGCAAUAUAGAGACCAUGCGGUGAUGGUGGGUUUUACGCCGCCUUCCGCAGCCAGUGCGACCAUUCAGCAACUCGCGAGCGAUUCGCGAGCCCGCGCGAACUUCCUUACGCAGGUCAUGGACUGGUGGCAUCAAGAAGCGGUACAACGGCAAGCAAGGCAACAGCCCGCACUGAAUACAGAAGCAGUACAGCGACAAAUAAGACCGCAGCCGCUGCCUGCUCGCCAAGGCCGUGGGAUCAGCAGUUCAGAGUCGAGCGAGUACACCGAUGAUGAGGACGAAGAGUACUACCACGAUCGCCCUUCGAAGAAGUGAGAUUGAUUAUGCUCUUCACACCCUCGACUAGGUAUACCAGUCUGGCGUGGAGACUCCUCCACAUUUUUCGACCUUCCAACCAAAAUACGCAACAGUCCGGUCGAUAAAGGGAGCACAAGUG
Messenger RNA from Neohortaea acidophila, 2391 nucleotides. RefSeq lists its product as uncharacterized. The transcript has a single exon. Bases 309 to 2270 code for a protein of 653 amino acids. NCBI's taxonomy places the organism in Eukaryota, Fungi, Ascomycota, Dothideomycetes, Mycosphaerellales, Teratosphaeriaceae. The record is from RefSeq and is a predicted model, not a curated record.